CAGUAUUUAUUGAAAUGGCAAGGCUUUAAAAUUUUACCCAGUCAUUUUCAUUACAAAUUUUAUAUUGUGCGUUCAAUAAUUACUACACUCAAAAAUGGAUGUACUUAUUCCGGAAAAGGAGGAUAUACUUGACUUUAAGUUAAAGGAUGCGCAUAGUUCCUUAGAUGAACUUGACAUAGAUGAUUUAUAUGUCAGAUAUAAGAAACUCCAAAAAACACUCGAAUUUUUGGAAGUGCAAGAAGAAUAUAUUAAGGACGAACAACGUAAUUUAAAGAAAGAAUACCUUCAUGCUCAAGAGGAGGUUAAACGUAUUCAAUCGGUCCCAUUGGUUAUUGGGCAAUUUUUGGAAGCUGUUGACCAGAAUACGGGAAUAGUGGGUUCUACUACCGGUUCUAAUUACUAUGUUCGCAUAUUAUCUACGAUUGAUCGAGAAUUAUUAAAACCUUCGGCAUCGGUUGCAUUGCAUAAACACAGUAAUGCUUUGGUAGACGUACUACCCCCAGAAGCCGAUAGUUCUAUUUCUAUGCUUCAACCUGAUGAAAAGCCAGACGUAAGUUACGCAGAUAUUGGUGGCAUGGAUAUGCAAAAACAGGAAAUACGUGAAGCUGUUGAAUUACCUUUGACGCACUUCGAGUUGUACAAACAAAUUGGUAUUGACCCUCCCCGAGGAGUGCUUAUGUAUGGACCACCUGGUUGUGGAAAAACUAUGUUGGCAAAGGCAGUAGCACACCAUACCACUGCAUCAUUUAUACGUGUUGUUGGUUCAGAAUUCGUUCAGAAGUAUCUUGGAGAAGGUCCUAGAAUGGUACGAGAUGUUUUUCGUUUAGCGAAGGAAAAUGCUCCGGCUAUAAUUUUCAUUGAUGAAAUCGAUGCUAUAGCUACAAAACGGUUUGAUGCUCAAACUGGUGCAGAUAGAGAGGUUCAACGUAUUCUUUUGGAGCUUUUGAAUCAAAUGGACGGAUUUGAUCAAACGACAAAUGUUAAAGUUAUUAUGGCAACCAAUCGAGCAGAUACAUUGGAUCCAGCACUUUUACGCCCUGGCCGUUUGGAUAGAAAAAUCGAAUUUCCACUACCAGACAGAAGACAAAAGAGAUUGAUAUUUUCAACAAUUACCUCGAAAAUGAAUUUAAGUGAGGAUGUUGACUUGGAAGAUUUUGUGGCACGCCCAGAUAAAAUAUCUGGUGCGGAUAUAAACGCCAUUUGUCAAGAGGCUGGAAUGCAUGCUGUGAGAGAGAAUCGUUAUAUUGUUUUAGGAAAGGAUUUCGAGAAAGGAUAUAAAAAUAACAUCAAAAAAGAUGAGCAAGAGCAUGAGUUCUAUAAAUAAGUACUUUGUAGCUAUUUUCUAAAAAUUGUGUAUUAAAAUUGCUCUAAUAUUCAA
This is a messenger RNA of Bactrocera neohumeralis, 1378 nucleotides long. RefSeq names its product 26S proteasome regulatory subunit 6B (gene Rpt3). The coding region runs from base 95 to 1324 and encodes 409 amino acids. NCBI's taxonomy places the organism in Eukaryota, Metazoa, Arthropoda, Insecta, Diptera, Tephritidae. Gene Ontology annotation, cellular component: proteasome regulatory particle, base subcomplex. The transcript has 4 exons. Gene Ontology annotation, biological process: proteasome-mediated ubiquitin-dependent protein catabolic process. The record is from RefSeq and is a predicted model, not a curated record. Gene Ontology annotation, molecular function: ATP hydrolysis activity; proteasome-activating activity; ATP binding.